This is a messenger RNA of Trichosurus vulpecula (common brushtail), 6099 nucleotides long. It is a transcript of the gene SNPH, whose product is annotated as syntaphilin. NCBI's taxonomy places the organism in Eukaryota, Metazoa, Chordata, Mammalia, Diprotodontia, Phalangeridae. The record is from RefSeq and is a predicted model, not a curated record. The coding region runs from base 82 to 1830 and encodes 582 amino acids. Gene Ontology annotation, cellular component: cytoplasmic microtubule; mitochondrion. Gene Ontology annotation, biological process: neuron differentiation. The transcript is spliced from 4 exons.
UCCGCCCAGGGCACGCUCAGCCCUAGGGUAAGCCAAGGGCCCUGUCCAAGGCCUGAAGGGGUGAGAGGAGGUGAGGCAACCAUGCCAGGCGGUGGCCCCAGCGAGAGGAUGACCUGGCCAGGGCCGGCCCUGCCCCCGGCCGUCCCAACCCGCCCUUUCUCCUCAGCCGCGGCAUCCAUCCCGCCCCUCACCAGGACCCGCAGCCUCAUGGCCAUGUCCCUGCCUGGGAGCAGAAGGCCCUCCACUGGAUCUCGCAGCCGGGGGCUGUAUGGACGCAAUGGGCUGGCCGUGUUCUCUCAGUGCUCACCAUCCUCUGACACCCAGCUCGGGCCUCCACCUCUUCUUCCUGCCUCCAGGCGUACCUCACCCCCUGUCAGCAUGCGGGAUACCUACGGUACCUCCUCACUCAGCAGCAGCAGCAACUCUGGCUCCUAUAAGGGCAGUGACAGCAGCCCCACACCCAGGCGUUCGAUGAAGUACACCCUGUGUAGUGAUAAUCAUGGCAUCAAGCCUCCCACCCCAGAGCAGUACCUGACGCCCCUGCAGCAAAAGGAGGUCUGCAUCCGGCACCUGAGGGCUCGGCUCAAAGACACACAGGAUCGACUUCAGGACAGGGAUUCAGAGAUUGAUGACCUCAAGACCCAACUGUCUCGUAUGCAAGAAGACUGGAUUGAGGAAGAAUGCCACCGGGUCGAGGCCCAGCUGGCUCUCAAGGAGGCCCGCAAGGAGAUCCGGCAGCUCAAGCAGGUGAUUGACACAGUCAAGAACAAUCUCAUAGACAAAGACAAGGGCCUGCAAAAGUACUUUGUUGACAUCAACAUCCAGAACAAGAAGUUGGAGACCUUGCUGCACAGCAUGGAGGUGGCCCAGAAUGGGACCGUCAAAGAGGACGGGGCCGGGGGGUCUUCGGGGGGCUCUCCUGCCCGAUCCCUAACCCGAAGCUCCACCUACACCAAGCUGAGUGAUCAGGCCCCCGGGGACCGCAAUGCUGACCUUCAGAGCGCAUCCACGGAAGAGGUAGGGGACAGUGGCUUUGCAGCAGCCGACGACACUCUGAGCCGGACGGAACUGUUGGAGGCAAGCAGCCUGCUCUCUUCUGGAGUGGACUGUGGCCCAGAUGAAGGCUCCCUGCAGAGUUCCUUCACCUUGGGCUCCCGAUUUCCAACCAGCUCCACCUAUGAGAAGCUGCUGGGAGGCAGUGGUGGGGUUGUGGAGGCUGGUGUACAGGCCAGCUGCAUGCAAGAGCGGGCCAUCCAGACAGACUUUGUGCAUUACCAGCCUGACCUGGACACUAUCCUGGAGAAAGUGAUGAAGUCACAGGCCUGUGGGCUGGCCAGCCCUGGCCCUAGCCCAGCCUGGGCCCCAGCCCCAGACAUGGAGGACGGAGGGGCUAGCAUAGAAAUGCCCUCAGGCUUCCCAGGGCCCAUGGACCUGAUACCAGCUGACCCUAAUUCAGCAGUGGUGGUGACAGUAGGAGAGGAGCCCAUGGCGGCUCCAGUGACCCAAGGCCCUUCCCCACACGUGCCCAGCCUCAACCCAUCAGUGAGCAUCACCUGCCCUGUGGAUGAAGAGGCUGGUGAGGUAGCGCCCGAGCCUAAAAGCUACUGGAGCCGCCACUUCAUUGUGGAUCUCCUGGCAGUGGUGGUGCCCGCGGUGCCAACAGUGGCCUGGCUGUGCCGGUCCCAGCGGCGCCAAGGCCAGCCCAUAUACAAUAUCAGCUCCCUGCUUCGGGGAUGCUGCACUGUGGCCUUGCACUCCAUCCGCAAGAUUAGUUGCCGUUCUGUGAGCACCUCGGGGCCUGUGGGUACCGGGGGCAGCUCCCAGCUGUGACUGGCCUCCCACCCCCGGGAACCAGGCACAUCUUGGUCUGACCACUGAUUGUAGGUCUUUCUCUUUCCCUCUCUCUCACACACACACACUCACACUCACAUGUGCACGGAGUGUCAUCAUCUUUAUUUAGCUUUUCCAAAAUAGGGAGGCCAUAGUCUGGGUAAGCCAGGAUAGCCUGAGGAUGUCUGACGUUCUACAGGUGGCUGCUCCUCUGGCCUCUUGGGGCUGGAAGAGAGGGUUCUAUAGCAUGGGGUGAGAGGGGGACUGGGAUAGUGCCAGCUUCUAUCGUAGGAAGGAAGAUUCCCAUUGAAGAAAGAGGGCAAAGGCCUUCAUCUUCCAUUUUCCUUUCCACAGUGCCCAUCUUUCUCUGCUACCCCAACUCCUCCUGUCCAGUUGACAUUCUCCCUAGGCAAUUCUAUAGUUGCUUUUUUGAGUAAGCUGGCUGGUCCUCAAUGUUCAUGGGACUAUCCACUUAGUCCUUUCUCCCUUAACUGUUAGGUCAGUAUUAUUGCUUCCAGUGAGGGAAAUGACUCACCUAAGGUCAUAUGGCAUAGGGAUUGGAAUUGCUGAGGAAUGGGAACAUGUGGCUUUUGUCUCUUUGCCUUCAUGGGCAACCCAGGCUGGUUCUGGGAGUGAAUGAUGAGGGGAAAGGGAAGUAAUGACUGAAACUGCCCUGACAUUUCUUUGCUUCUGGUCACUGGGUAGGUGGGUGGGUUGGGGUGGAGGCAGAGCCAGGGAAAGAGAAAGGAGAAAAAUAAAUAGAGGGAGGGUCAACAGGAGAUGCGGGUCCUGGCUGGCUUUCCCUGAUGCACACACCACCUGUACUAAUUGGUAGGAUGGCUUCCUGAGCCUGUUCUCAGCUUUGAGGAUGGGAGGUGGCUCCCCCAGGGCCCAGGUCACCAUGGGAACAAAUUAUCCCUCCAUCUAACUAAUGUCCUGAACCCUUUCCUCCCUUGCCCUAAUGCUUCUGUAAGUUAACACAGGCAACGUCCGGACUGUCCUUCUGGGUAAGCAGCUGCUCUUGGGAGAUCUAGGGGAUGCCCUCCAUCUCACAAACUAUAUUGGAAGGUGCUAAGGGGUCCCCACAGGAACUGAGAAGCCAGUGGCACCCCCAAGCCAUUUUGAAAUCACUUUGCACUAUGUCCCCUUUGUGAUAACAAUAUUUUCUCAGGGGAGGUGGUUGGAUAAAGUUCUACCAAGAUGCCAGGCCCAUAGGAGUGGGAAGAAAGGGACUUGCUAUUAGCUGGCACUCCUCACUCUGGAGGUUGGGGGGGGGGGCGGGGUGAAAGCUUGUGUCCUAGGAUGGCCAAACCCCAGUGUGUCUGGCUGUAAAGGAAAGGGCAGGUGGAAGAGAAGGACCCCAACCCAUGCCUUUAUGCCUCUGGCUGAAAAUUCCUCAGUGCAGUAAGCCAGGGGUUAGGAUAAAGAAGCCAUGUUUUACCAGCCAGCCCUGCACUCGGAGCAUGUGGAUGGAGAAUUUGCCGAAGGGCAGAGUGGAGUGAGCACAAGGUGUUCACUAGCCAAGACCCUGCUGCAUUGCCCUCACUCAUACUCAUACACAUGUACACACUUACACACACAUAUGCACACACACAUGCUCCAGGUAGGGACCAUAGUCACCAACACCUCCCUAUCUCUGAGCACCAGCUGCUUCGGUGAAGAAGCUGACAUUGUUUUUCUUUUAAAAAUAGCCCACUCAUGUUCAGCCUCAUAAUUUAUUUUGUCUCCCAGCCCAGAAUGCUUGGAACACCUCUGGGGUGUUAGGAAAUGUCCCCUUGAUGCUCCAUUCUAUAGGCCUAUAAUUUUCUUUUUUAAGAUCCGAAGCCUAGUCUUUGAGGGCUAGGUCCCUGCACACAGCUUGGGCUGUCUGGCAGCUUGAAUCUGUUCACCACCUUUGCUUGAACUGGCUCCUCACGUGCCUGUCCAUGCCCUGUCUUCUCGGACUGGGGAGCUUCCUUCCGCAUGUGCCGAGGUAAACGGUUCCACUCUUUCCCCAGCUUAGCCAUGUGCCUCCCCAAUCCACAGAGGCAGGCAGGUGUUUCUACCCAUUGAUCCUCUCCAGUGGACCCUCUUCAGAGGCCCAAACCCGGGGUUAAUAUCUGAGUCAAGAUUACCUGGGAAGUAGGGGGAGAGAGACCUCCCUUUGGACACUGGAAUGGGAUAUGUCUCAAUCUGGCGAUGAGGGCACUGUUGAAACCUGAUCAAAAGUGAAAAGGCCACUCGUUCUAGGAUCUAAGUCUCAUGUGCAAUGUAUUUGUGGAUCUGUAUAAGCAUCUCAUUAGACUAUCCAAAGCUUUGCUGAGAAAAUAAAUGUAUGAUUAUAUUUGAAAAGAGAAAAUCUAUAUAUUUUUCAAAACCAGAACUUCACUGAGCUAUAAGGGCUCAGCUGCUGUCUCUUGCUAUCCUACAACUCCCUUAUCCCAUCCACAAGCUGUAGUAAAUGAUAGGGAUCUAACCUGAUCCCUUGUUGCCAAAUCAGCUCCGUUCCUUCCUCCCUAUAGGACUGUGACCUAGGAAGGCUUCAGCCUCUGGUGUUACCUUUGCAUGGAUGUACCCUGGGCCUGGGGAUGUGCCUGCUCUUAGCCGCCAGAGAGAGCCCUGUGGAUUUAACUCAACUUAGCUCGGGCAAACUCAGGUUUGUGGGAACUAUGUGAAAGCCCACGGAGAUUCCCAUCACCUGAGGUUUGUCUUUCAGGCCAGGAGAGAUUCCACAGGAAAGCUGUGAUGGUCUUGGUCUAAGAAUUUUUUUUGGGGGGGGAAUCUCCUCACCUUGAGGGAUCUGUGUGCCAUGCACUGGUGACCUAGGCUGGUGUCACCAUGUACAUUGCAGGCAGGUUGCAAGGUGGUAAAGAAGGUGGGUAGCCCCUUUACUAUCAACAUUUAUGUUGGGCAUCAGGAUAGGGCUGUAUUUUAUGACUAUAAAACCAGAAGCUGCCGUCCCAAUCUCCCUAUCUCCAGUCUGGGACCAUCUCGGCUCCCCAGAGAGGUAGCUGGGGGACCCAGGCACUUCCUGCUGAACUAAGGAAUUGACUGAAUUUGUCAGGGUCAGUGGGACCCUUUGCUAGCUCAGCAGGAGGUAGAAGACACUCCACCCAUCCCCCAAAGCGCACACACCUGCUUGUUUGCUAUGUGCCUAUGUGUUUGUGAGGUGUAACCUAAGACUAUGCAAUGAGUUCAGUGCUAUUUGCCCUGGGGUGAGAAUAGGGCAAAGAGAACUUCCUUGUUCAUGCAGUCACCAGCUCAGGGCUCAAGGCAGGUGGAUCAGUGAUUGUCACAGGCCCCAGACAUCAUCUGGAGCCUUCUGUUCUGACUAUGCAAGGGACACUGAGGGUCCUGGAAGGCGGUGCUCCACUUUCCAGGGGGAUGGGAAGACUGGGGCUCAAAUGGCCCUGUGCCCUGCCCCCACACCAGGAACUGUUGCUUUGUCUUAAGCUCCCUUCCCACCCUUUUACUUUCCAUGCUGUAAACUUUUAGGUGUCGCUCUGGGUUGAGCCCUGGGAAGAUGAGAGGCUCCAGGCCUGCCUCGAUGGCUUGCUCCAGCUUAAAGAGCAGUAACAUCCCUCACCCCCCUACUCCAUAACUCAGGAUUUUCUCUCCCACCUCUACCCCACAAACCUCUUCUAGGGGCCCUUGGCUCCCCAGUUAGUUGCCUGCAGUGAGCAGUCUGUCUCAGGAGCUGGGGUUGGCUCUAGCAGGAGCAACAUCUCCCCUAUGAUCAUAAUCCAGCUCUAGGCUGCUGUCCUGGGUCUCUUCUUUGCCAUUACCCAAAACCUGUAAGUUAGAGCCUCCUGCCAUCUUGAUGUGCAUCUGUGAUUGGUUGCUUUGCUUGCAAAGGUCUCCGGCUUCAAGAGUGGAAUUUAAGACAAUGUCUCCUAAGGGGAUAACUUAGCUUUUCACUAGAAUGCUCUUGUCUCCGACUGCGUACCCUGGCAUCGCAUCACAUUGGUCAGAGGGUGUGGAUUGGCUUUCUCUGCAACAACUCCCUGGCUCCCUUUCCAUCUGCCUACCCAGGGAAGGAAAUCAGAGCUGUGAGAGACAAGAAUUCCUGGAAGGUAAACCAAGGACACAUCUAAGUACAAGGGCUAUGCCAGUUUCCAGGGGGAGGGGGAAAUGGGAAUUUUUGGCGGGGGGAGAUGGGUGGUGACAGGAAACAAGGUGGUCAGUAUGAGGUCUCUCUUGUCUCAUCUCCUUUAUCUCUGGUCUUUCGUUCACGUGGUUGGAACUGCAGCUGAACCAAGCAGUUCUGUAUUAAAGCAUGAAAGCCACACC